This is a messenger RNA of Colossoma macropomum (tambaqui), 2340 nucleotides long. It is a transcript of the gene htra3a, whose product is annotated as HtrA serine peptidase 3a. Gene Ontology annotation, molecular function: serine-type endopeptidase activity; protein binding. Lineage: Eukaryota; Metazoa; Chordata; Actinopteri; Characiformes; Serrasalmidae. Gene Ontology annotation, biological process: proteolysis. Gene Ontology annotation, cellular component: extracellular region. The record is from RefSeq and is a predicted model, not a curated record.
UGUGUGUGUGUGUGUGGAUCUGAUUCAGCUUUAGCUCUGAUGAAUCAGCUGAAGCGUUAAAGCGCGCGCUGCUUGCUGACCCCGCCACAAUCCACAGGGAUGCCAUUUUAGUGCGGAUCUCCGGACGCAUAACCGAGCAUCAUGCGCCUCCUCCUCUCCUUCUCCUCUUUCCUCCUCUUCCUCGUCUCCGUCGUGUCCGGAGCCGAGCCGCGAGUUCGCUGUUCCGACGUCUGCGACGUGAGCGCGUGCCCGAGCCCGAGCUGCCCGGCCGGUUACGUGCCGGACCGCUGCGGCUGCUGCCUCGUGUGCGCGCUGGGCGAGGGCGCGCCGUGCGGUGGCGCGCAGCAGCGGCGCUGCGGGGACGGGCUGGAGUGCAGCGGCUCGGGGGGGAAGAGGGUCUGUCAGUGUAAGCAGAGCUACAGAGUUUGCGGCAGCGACGGCAGGACCUACAGCAGCCCGUGCCGGCUGCGCGCGGCCAGCAGGAAGGCGCAGGACAGAGGACAGCGCGCCCUGACGCAGGCGCACAAGGGCCCGUGCAGAUUAAAACAUAAUAUAGGUUCCACACACCCCAACAGCCCCAGGUACAAGUUUAACUUUAUUGCUGAUGUUGUGGAAAAGAUCGCCCCUGCUGUGGUCCAUAUUGAGCUCUUUGUCAGCCAUCCUCUGUUUGGACGCCAUGUGCCAUUGUCCAGCGGUUCAGGCUUUAUCAUGACAGAAUCUGGUCUGAUCGUGACCAAUGCUCAUGUGGUGACCAGCAGUGCUACAGUAACAGGCCAUCAGCAGCUACGUGUGCAGCUCCACAAUGGCCAAACAUAUGAGGCCUCCAUCAGAGACAUCGACAAGAAAUCUGACAUUGCUACAAUCAAAGUCAACCCAAAGAAAAAACUGCCAGUGCUGCCUAUGGGUCGCUCUGCUGACCUUCGUCCAGGCGAGUUUGUGGUGGCCAUCGGCAGCCCGUUUGCUCUGCAGAACACAGUGACCACAGGCAUCGUUAGCACAGCGCAGAGAGAUGGGAAAGAACUUGGCAUCCAAGACUCAGACAUGGACUACAUCCAGACUGACGCCAUCAUUAAUUAUGGAAACUCAGGUGGUCCACUUGUUAACCUUGUGAGUAGCUGUCAAAUAUCAGUUUGCUUGUUCUUAGAUUUACCUUUCAAAUAUCGCAUCACAAUUAUAUUGCCUGAUGUCUUACCCUGUCUUGAUCAGGAUGGCGAAGUGAUCGGGAUAAAUACACUGAAGGUGACAGCUGGGAUUUCCUUUGCUAUUCCGUCAGACCGUAUUAAUCGAUUUCUAGAUGAGUCUCAUGACAAGCACAAAGAUGUUACAUCCUCAAAGAAAAGGUUCAUUGGCAUUAGAAUGAUGACCCUCACUGAGGACCUGGUUGAAGAGCUAAAGCAGCACAAUCCAGAUUUCCCAGAUGUCAGCAGUGGAAUUGUGGUUUAUGACGUCAUUCCUGAUUCCCCAGCGCAAAAGGGCGGGCUCCAAACAGGUGAUAUCAUCGUAAAGCUGAAUGGCCGUCCAUUGUUCAGCACAGAUGAUUUACAGUUUGCACUUCAGGAGGACACACCUCUUCUUCUGGAAGUUCAUCGCGGCGAUGAUGAUCUACUGUUUAACAUUGAACCACACAUCAUCAUGCAGUGAUUGAGGUGGGCCCUGUCUGGGGACUAAGAUGGGCUUAGACAAUGAGGAUGUGAAGGAAUGCUGAAGGAACUUAACUGAGACCAAAGGACUGAGUUUCUACAGCCAGCACUAUUCAAUGUUGAAUACCAGGAAGUGCAAUAAAGGUGCACCACCAACCAAGGGACAGACAAAACCAGCAGUUUGUAAAUGAUGACUACUAAAGUACUGCAUUAUUUUCCUAGUGUUUCUAAAUGCAACUGAAUCCUCAGAAUGCCAAUCACAGUGGUGCUGCUCUUGGAGACAUCUGAAUAUGAUGGAGUCAUACAGUCAGUCACUGGAGCCAAUUGUCUGUGUUUGUAUCCUUGCCCCUCACUUUAAACAACCUGCAUGAGAUAUUCAUCAAAAUUACUGAAUGAAUAUGCUACGUAUUUUUAAUUGACCUGAUUCUGGAACGCUGUGAUAAGUUCUUGGCACAUGCGGCAGAAUUGUAGUCCAUGCACCCUGAUGCAAGCAGGUCUUUGCAUAUGCUAUAGCUUUUCUGCUCAUGUUUUUUAUCGAUGUGCUUACACUUUAUAGAAACUGAUAGAAAAAAAAUAUUCAGUAUUCAUAUUGAAUGAGUAAAAGACUAAUUGAAUGUCAAAAGACAAAUGUACACAAAACUACACAACCAACGAUAUCAGUUCAUCAGAAUGAAGUGCUACUGUUUAGGGCCAAACUUUU